Molecule: messenger RNA, 609 nt
Organism: Myripristis murdjan (pinecone soldierfish)
Lineage: Eukaryota; Metazoa; Chordata; Actinopteri; Holocentriformes; Holocentridae
Exons: 4
Coding region: 1-609 (202 amino acids)
Source: RefSeq, a predicted model, not a curated record
AUGCAGAAAAUGCUGAUGGUCUUUUGCAUGCUGUCUGUGCUCAGGAUUGGACAUCCAAAACGUGACACCAGCAGCAUCAUUGAAGUCUUUCCGUCUGAGCCAGUCUAUCCAGGAGACCCUGUGGCUCUCCAGUGUUCACUCCUCUCUGACUCGGAGAACAAAGCCUGUCCAGCAGAACACAGUGUGUUCUGGUUCAGAUCAGAUGAGUCUCAUCCCAGGAUCAUUUACACUCAUGGAAACAGGGGUGAUGGAUGUGAGAAGAGUCCUGAGGCUGGCUCUCCUCCACAGAGCUGUGUCUACAACUUCUCCAAGAACAGCGGCAGCUCCUCUGAUGCUGGGACUUACUACUGUGCUGUGGCCACAUGUGGGGAGAUCCUGUUUGGAAAUGGAGCUAAACUGGACAUCAAAGCCAACUGGGAUAACUAUAUGGCCCAGCAUAUACUUCUGUUAGUGCUGUCUGCUGCAUUGGCCAUAUGUCUGAUUGUUAUCACCUUCCUCAUCUACACCAUCAAGACAAAAACACCCAGUUACUGUGACGCUGCAAUUCCCCUGCACAUAAAUUCUUCAACAGCCAGUGAUGAUCAGCAAAGCCAGCAGUUAGGGAAAUGA